AUGGCAGCCUCAACUAAAGCAGACAUCAUCGUAGACUAUCUCGUGGUCGGUGCAGGAGUCAGUGGAUUGAGCUUUGUCGACGAGCUGUUGACGAGGACCUCAGCCACCGUCCUGAUUGUCGACAAGCGGGACCAACCUGGAGGCCAUUGGAACGAUUCGUAUCCUUACGUCAAACUCCAUCAGCCAGCAAGUCAGUAUGGAGUCGAGUCGAAAGAGCUUGCCAGCAGUAAUAUCGACGUGCACGGCCUGAACAAAGGCCUCUCGACCCUCGCUUCCGGGCCCGAAAUCAUCUCAUACUGCACGACGGUAAUGAGAGAUAGAUUUCUUCCCUCAGGCCGGGUGACAUUCUUCCCAUCGACUGAGCUUCUGCCAGACGGUACGCUUCGAGAGGGCCCUUCAGGCAAGAUCUGGACCGUACAGAUCAACAAAAAGCUGGUCGAUGCUGCCUACUACUCCAACGUCAUCCCACUGAAGCACACGCGCUCAUUCGAGGUCGACCAAGUCCCCAUCAUCCCACCAAACCAUCUUCCCAGCAGAGCGCAAGAUGCCAUCAACUUCACCGUUGUGGGAGCAGGUAAGACGGGGAUAGACACCUGCAUUUGGCUACUUGAACGGGGCGUCGAUCCUGAACGAAUCCGCUGGAUCAUGCCUGCCGAUUACUGGUACUACAACCGCGCCAAGUUCCAAGGAUUGCUGGAGUUCUUCAUGGACACAUUCACCACCCUCGUUGACAUGUACGAAGGCAUUGGCACGGCCACCACCUCCCGCGACAUCGCUCUGGCACUCGAGAAAUGCGGAGUUUGGCAACGUCUUGACCCGAGCAUUGAACCACAACAAUUCCACGCCGCGACCCUGGCGCCACGAGAGGUCGAAGAACUGCGCCGUAUUCCAGACAUCGUCCGCAAGGGCCACGUGACCAAGAUUGACGCCCAAAAAAUUACCCUCACAAACGGCACCGUCGACGUAAAACCAAACACCCUCUUCAUCGACUGCACCGCCAGCUGUCUCCCCGACAAACCCUCCGUCCCCGUCUUCCAACCAGGCAAAAUCGUCCCCCAAAUGAUCCGCUACCCCUUAAUCCCCUUCAGCUGCGCCAAAAUCGCCUUCCUCGAAUCCCUCGACUGGUCCGACGACGAGAAGAACAAAUACGCCACCCCGCUGCGCUACCCCAAGAACCUCGACGGCUACAUCCUCUCCGAAGCCAUCAACAUGGAGAACCGCGCGAGGGAGAAUCAGAGCCCCAUUUUGCAGAGGUGGCUGGCGCAGUCGCGGUUGGAUGUUUAUACCAAGUUGACCACGGCGGUGAGGCCCGAGGAUAUGGAGAAGCUGGCGCUGUUGGGGAGGAUGCAGGCGGCGUUUAUGGCGGCGUAUCAGAAUAUGCCCAAGGUGGUGGAGUCGCUUCAGAGUGGUGCUGUCUUUUAG
Zasmidium cellare ATCC 36951 is the source of this 1422-nucleotide messenger RNA. RefSeq lists its product as uncharacterized. The record is from RefSeq and is a predicted model, not a curated record. NCBI's taxonomy places the organism in Eukaryota, Fungi, Ascomycota, Dothideomycetes, Mycosphaerellales, Mycosphaerellaceae. Bases 1 to 1422 code for a protein of 473 amino acids. The transcript has a single exon.